GGCCUCGCGCACAUUCCCGGUGGUCUCUAUAUUUAACACGUGUGAGCGCUUCCAUCCUGGCUCUGCGUUUGACUUCCGGGUGGUAUAUUUAGGUGUUGUUUGCCCCCCGUCCGGAGCCGCUGGGCUCAGUUCGGCGAGCAGCACCCACCAUGGCAGCGGCCCCGAGCGGCGGGGACCCACCCUGCGGGCCGUGAACCCCCCCUCUCCUUCCGGAGGGGAGAACGAGGAGCGCGCGGCUCUCCGGUGGCCGUCGGGCCUCCAGAUGUCGCUCCCGGUGCUGCUGCCGGGGUCUUGCUGUCCGGUCGCCGGGGCUCCGCAGCUCGCCGAGCAGCCCUACCGAACCCGACCGCGCGGCCCGUCCGCCUCGUCGCGGGUCCCGGGCGGCGGCUCGCGGCUGCUGCUGCCCGGGCGGCCGCUGCUCUCCCUGGGCUUGCUGCAGCUGCUGCUCGGCGGCUCCAUGGUGGCGCUGUGCUUCGGAGCGCGGUCCCUCAGCAGCGCGGCCCCCGUGCGGACCUCCUGCCCCUUCUGGGCGGGCUCCUCGGUCAUACUGUCAGGCAUCGUGGGUCUCACCACAUGGAGGAGGCCUAUGCUGUUACUGGUAAACGUCUUUGUCCUGCUGUCGUUGGUGUGUGUGCUGCUUAACCUGGCUGGAUUCAUCCUGUGCUGCCAGGGGGCCCAGCUGGUUUCCAGUAUGACCAGCUGCCAACUGAGUGAGGCUGGAGAUGUGUGUUACUGCUGCGCCGUCUCCCCGAGCUCCAACUGUCCCCAGGAGCAGCUGCUGCAGCUCCACCCGGCCCCCUCCUGCAGCACCAUGCGGGUGCUGCUCAAGGUGCUGUUUGCGCUGUGCGCCCUGAACGCGCUGACCACCGCCGUGUGCCUCAUGGCGGCCGCGCUGAGAUACCUGCAGAUCUUCAGCGCGAGGACACAGUGCCUGGACGAGCACAGGGCCCCUGAUGAGGAAGGGGAGGACCCUGGUCAGGGGCCAGACCCAGAUGAGUUUGUGGCCCCUGCCCCUCCCCCAUCCUACUUCUCCACUUUCUACUCUUACACGCCACGCCUGGCUCGCCGGAUCCUUGGGGACGGCGUGAUCCCUCUGCCUCACAUCUACGGGUCUCGGAUCAAAGGGGUGGAGGUCUUCUGUCCUCUUGACCCCCCUCCCCCGUACGAGGUUGUUGCCGGCAGCUCCACCGACGCAGCCAGACAGGAGACGGAGGUUGUUCCGAGGGAGUGGACGACAAACCCAACUGCACCAGUACCAUGUGUUCCAGACGGGAGUCCACAAAUGGUAUCGGCAUCACCAGGCACCAACCCCCAGAUCCUGCCUCUCCCCCCUCCCUCUCCUCCUCCUCCGCCACAGCAGCAGUCCUCUCCAGCACUGACCCCCUGCAGGAAGGUGAGGAUCCAGCGCUCCAACAGUGACCCGGUGUUGAUGGACCUCGCCGCUAAAGUGCAGAGCAGCAGUGUCGCUCCGUCGCUUCAGACCACAGAUUCGGCCACCCAGACCUCCCAGCCCACGCUGGCCUCCUGCGCCCAGGGCCAGGUCACUCUGAGACGGGGCGGCGGCAGGACGCCGCGCCGGCCCCGGCCCUCCUCCAUGGUGGACUACCAGAGCUACCGGCACACGCAGCAGCUGGUCAGGAAGAUCCUGGAUCAGCCGGCUGCCCAGGGCCUGGUCCCGGAGGUCCAGGAGCUGGUGGACAGCAUACGGAACGUCCUGCAGUCGGACCAGGAGCACAUGGAGGAGGCCGUGCGCUGUGCCAGCUACAUAGAACAGGUGUUCACUGACUCCCAAAUGGAUCCCAGUCAGCCAGCAGAGAGUCACUCGGUGACCUUUCCUCGCCCCCGGAGGACGAGGACGAGGAGGAGGCCCCGCCUGCUGCACCUGCAGAGCUGCGGGGACCUCAGCUCAUUCACCUGUGAGUCGGUGGAGCGACGUGGAAACCAUCCCGGGGCGGCCUGGAGAGGGGGCUCAGGGCCGACCUCGAGGACAGGGUCCCGUCUGGAUCGCCCUGAACGCCCACACAGCCUGAUCGGAGUCUUUAGAGAGACGGUGCUUUGAGGAACAACCGAUUGGAGGAAGAAAGCAACCUGUUGGAUGCUGCGUUAGGUAUAGAUAAACUUCAAGAGACUGAGAAGGAUCUGAGAGAGAAGUAAAGUGUGCAGAUGUUUGUACAAAUGCCAUUUUCUUUUCUUCUCACUGUUUUGCUCUGCUUAUACUGUCGUUUUAGACAUUAGAAAAUGUGGGGGAAAAGUCUAAUACCAAGCAUUUAUCGGAUAUUAACGAGUUUUAUUUCCUUCUGUCAACUCAAUGCAAAUAUACAUUGCUGCAAUUACUUUACACAAGUCAAGAUUUUAUUUAGUGGUUCAAUUACAUUGGCUUAUAUAUUUUCAGAUAUCGAUAGGAUUGUUAUUUUUUUGAGUAUAUGAUAAUAAACUCAACCUCCAUGUGUCCUCA
This is a messenger RNA of Gasterosteus aculeatus aculeatus (three-spined stickleback), 2455 nucleotides long. It is a transcript of the gene entrep1, whose product is annotated as family with sequence similarity 189 member A2. Gene Ontology annotation, cellular component: membrane. Lineage: Eukaryota; Metazoa; Chordata; Actinopteri; Perciformes; Gasterosteidae. The record is from RefSeq and is a predicted model, not a curated record.